CCCCGGUUCGUAUCGGGCCGAGCUUUUCUGUUGGCGGCUUUCAGGUCUGCACUGUUUGUUCGCUGUUGUGCUUCUUUCUUUAUCAGGACUCGGGAGAACACGCAUCUGUGUGGCCCAAAGGUAUCACGCCCCCCCCCCCCCCCCCCCCCCCCCCCACAAGCUCCAUCUCCACCAGCCUUGGCUCAUUCAGUAACCAAGAACUCAGCAACUCCCUCUGCUGGCCUGGGUCAAAGGUUCACCCGUCGGCUUUUGGGCGAUUCUGUGAACGAGGAAAAUGUGAGGCGUUUCCUUGCCGGGAGAAGGCAAAACUUGGAAGAAGGCAAAGUCAAAGCAAAUCCAGACAUUCCCGCUAACCUUCUGGCGCAUAUUCUGAACCUGUUUGGAGUGCCGGCGAGGAAACAUCAGCACAGACGGACGGGAGGGAGGAGGUGAGAGAAGCCGACGGCGGGGGGGAUGACGAGCCCGCCUGCGAGUCACAGAGGCCCCCCCCCGUGUGCGGCGGCAGUGGGUGCGCCCCCAGCUCCGUUUGGCCCACGCGUCUCGUUUCCACUCCACAGGUGAUCCCAAUCACGCCGAGAAUCUUGGAUGACACGCACGCUCUCAAAACCAGCAGCCGCACCCGUCCUCGCAUUUUAAGUCAUGACAAAUUGUAGACGUUAACAACAAUGGAGCUUCCGCCUGAGGAUUCACACUUUUUGGAACUAGGACACGACGCGUUCAAGGACGAAUCUCUUGGAGUUUGCUUUGAUACGGAAACUGUUGAUGGAUUUAUCCUACGGGGGCUCGAUCAAGACCCGCAUUUACACGGCUCACCGCAGGAUCGCUCUUGUCCGAUCCAGAACCCGAAAGGAGAAGAUCCUAUCCCGGGUGGCCGACGUUGCUCCCAGUUGGAACCGGUUCCUCGCGGACAAAGGGACUGUUCUGUUCACGGCGCGGAAACGGAUGGGGAAUUUGUUCUCCAAGAGCCUGAUCAAGACUUAAAUUUACUUCGCUCACGGCAGGAUUGCCACAGUCCACAGAACCUGAAAGGGGACGGUCUUGGUGGAGGUCUGUGCUGCUCCCAGUUGGAACCGUUUCCUCGCGGACGGAGGGACUGUUCUGUUCACGGCGCGGAAACGGCUGGGGAAUUUGCUCUCCAAGAGCCUGAUCAAGACUUGAAUUUACUUCGCUCACGGCAGGAUCGCCACAGUCCACAGAACCUGAAAGGGGACGGUCUUGGUGGAGGUCCGUGCUGCUCCAAGUUGGAACAGGGUCCGAAAGAACUGAAGGACGGUUCUGUUUGUGUCUGUCUCAGUCAUGAGCAACUUGCAGUGGAUUUACAUGGACAAGAAGUUUUAAAAAACUGGAGUUUGUUGAACUCGACGCAGGACUACUGUGGACCACGCCCCGCUGAGGACCAGAACGGAGAUGCUCUUCUUCCUGAGGUGUCAUUCUGCCGCCAGUUUGAAGCAGGACGGCAUGUACUAAAGGACACUUUUGCGUGUGAUGGUCGAAGCAAAGCAGACAUUGAAAAGGAUUUAUGCUUUCAGGAGCACGGACGAGAUGAUCUGAGCUUAGCUCCUAACCGUCCACGUUUUGCCCAGGACCACCGAGCGGAUUUUCCCGAGGGUCCGUGCUGCUUGGAAUUGGUUUCCAGAGGACUCGGCCUGGAUGUUGUCGUGGAGCAAGGACAAGAGUCCGGGGUGCUUGGAGAUGUUCUGGCUGUUCGGAGUUUACACGAAGAGAAAUGUGGUCCAUCUCCUGUCCUGGACCACAGAGUGGAUGACCUUCUUCCUGAGUCUCGAAGCUGCUCCCGCUCGGAACCGAGACACAGCGGACUCGAGCAAAGUUCUUUCUGCGUCCGCCUUAGUCGGUUUGUAGAGCGCGACGGUCAAGUGUCCGUCAGAUAUCGAGAGUUGAAGCCUCAGAAUUAUUCGGCCGACGCACCCGACCUGGACUGUGAGGAGUUCGUCUUCAAGAAGCUCUCAAACAUCCGUGCCGGUCAAACAUCGAAGAAUUACCGUGCACGCUCUUCACCCGCAGCUAAUUCUUGCCAAGGAACCCAUGAACUGCCCCGGAUCGUCAAACACAAGCAGAGCUCCAUCACUUUCUCGGACUACGCCGAGAAUCGCGCCGACGUUUACGGCAGCUUGGACGAUGGCGAGUCCUCGGGGGACCAGGACGCCGAACGGGCCGACGGCGAAGGCGACGGGGACGAUGACGUGUUCCUGGAGCGCCGAGUCCAUCGAUGGCGCAAGAGGCAGAGCGACUGCAGUAGAAGGUCCAAAGCAGGCGAUGCAUGUCAUUUCGAAGCGGAGCCAGACAGCCGCAGGGAGGAGCAGCUCAGUGUUUCCAGAAGCUUCAGCUCCUCUCUGCGCCUUGGCCUUUUGAGAGCAGACGCAUCGGGAGUGGAAUGCGCUUUGCGGCAGCCGUCCAGGUAG
Hippocampus zosterae (dwarf seahorse) is the source of this 2420-nucleotide messenger RNA. RefSeq lists its product as uncharacterized. The coding region runs from base 666 to 2420 and encodes 584 amino acids. NCBI's taxonomy places the organism in Eukaryota, Metazoa, Chordata, Actinopteri, Syngnathiformes, Syngnathidae. The transcript is spliced from 6 exons. The record is from RefSeq and is a predicted model, not a curated record.